Messenger RNA from Hyaloperonospora brassicae, 582 nucleotides. Lineage: Eukaryota; Oomycota; Peronosporomycetes; Peronosporales; Peronosporaceae. The record is from the annotation of a GenBank genome assembly.
AUGGAUGCCGUUCGACGACGCCAUGAUGAGGGCCUGGAACUCAUUGGAACCAAGAUUCGAGCUGCUCUUCUACGCAUCAAGUCUCCAGCGGAAUUGCGCCUCAACUUGACGGUUCCCGAAUUUUCUGGUGCAGCACUUCGCCCGGAUAUUGUACUUCGAGACCCCGCAUCCAAGACAAUGGUGAUCUCAGACCUGGCGAUCUCGUUUGAAGACCAACCGGCUGGAUCUCGGCGCUCAUCCCUCCAGAGCAGUCAUGACUUCAAGGUGCUCAAGUACCAGCCUAUUGUUGAUGAGCUUCGAUUGAAGGGAUGGAGUGUGGUUUCUACUGCGAUUGUCUAUGGGUCGCUCGGCUCGGUGGUUUCCAGUAACUUCAAGACAUUUACCGAGAGGCUCCAUCUACUCAAGCGCGAUGCCCGACAGCUGGAUAUACAACUUUCCAGCCACUGUGUCCGCUCAAGCUUUCGGAUCUGGAACUGGCACUGCAGCCAACACAGGGAUCGUCAACAAAGUGGAGCGGCGACACGGAGGACGCGUGGGUCCGGGGGGGCCCCGCAGACCUCCCAGCCGUCAAGUGCACGGUGA